Messenger RNA from Stegodyphus dumicola, 2294 nucleotides. It is a transcript of the gene Tdh, whose product is annotated as L-threonine dehydrogenase. Gene Ontology annotation, molecular function: L-threonine 3-dehydrogenase activity. NCBI's taxonomy places the organism in Eukaryota, Metazoa, Arthropoda, Arachnida, Araneae, Eresidae. Gene Ontology annotation, biological process: L-threonine catabolic process. The record is from RefSeq and is a predicted model, not a curated record.
AAGAUCUUAUCGUCCAGCUUCUUUCUUUUUAAUUAAGCUCUGAAUGAAAAAUUAACUCUUUCUCGGAAUCAUUCACUGGCGGCUCCAUCAUGGAUGCGCGCCAUUCAAACAGCUGUAAGACACACCUUCGCCAAUCUCGUCCACCAUUGGCGACCGACAAUCCGUAUUGCUGACGUAACAAUUAUUCUUUCCAGGCCUGGUAUGCUGUUCUGUUUUACCAGAUGUGUAUAAUAACGAGUGAAAAGGUAAAGGGAAAACUAGCUUGCAGGUUGCUAUUCAGGAUAUUACCUUAAAUAUUCCACGUGGAAUUCUCAGCCAAGUUAAGAGCAAAUCCAGCAAGCUAUUAAUAAUAGCGGAUCGUAAUAAAUAACAGUAAUCAUGCUAAACAGUACAAGAAUUUCUGGAUUGCGAAUUUCCCAAAUAAAAUUUCCAAGAACUCUACACAGACGAACCUCAAAUGCUCUUGUGUUGACGAGGUGUUUAAGUACUAAGAAGGAAAAACACUCUCCACGGAUAUUAAUUACAGGAAGCUUAGGUCAACUCGGAACAGGACUUGCACAAAAAUUAAGAACGCGAUAUGGGGCAGAAAAUGUUAUUAUGUCAGACAUUGUUAGAGCUCCAGAAGACAUUUUAAAUUCAGGUCCAUACAUCUACGCAGAUAUUUUGGAUUUUAAGAAUCUCCAAGAACUAAUAGUAAAUUAUCGAGUCGAUUGGUUAAUACACUUCAGUGCACUUCUUAGUGCAAUUGGAGAAGAUAAUGUACCGCUAGCUAUGCGAGUCAAUAUUGAAGGAAUGCAUAAUGUCAUGGAAUUAGCUAAGCAAUACAGAUUGAAAAUUUUCGUUCCAAGUACGAUAGGUGCUUUUGGGCCAGAUUCUCCCCGAAAUCCAACACCUGAUCUUUGUGUUCAGAGGCCGCGUACCAUAUAUGGGGUUUCUAAAGUCCAUGCAGAAUUACUUGGAGAGUACUAUCAUUUCAAAUAUGGUUUGGAUUUUCGAUGCCUUCGUUUUCCUGGAGUAAUAUCCAGUGACACUGCACCUGGAGGAGGAACUACAGAUUAUGCAGUUCAUAUCUUCCAUCAAGCUUUAAAAAGUGGCAGAUUUGAGUGCUAUUUGGAUAAAUCAACAAAGCUACCCAUGAUAUAUAUUGACGAUUGUCUGAGAUCUCUCAUUGAACUCAUGGAAGCUCCAUCGGAAUGUCUCAGACUUAGAACAUACAAUGUUGCAGCAAUCAGUUUUACACCAGAAGAACUUGUUACAGCAGUGAAAAAACAUAUUCCACACCUAGAGGUAGUUUAUAAGCCAGAUUACCGUCAAAGUAUAGCCGAUUCUUGGCCUCAAGAAUUUGAAGAUAUAAAUGCUCGAAAAGACUGGGGUUGGAAACAUAGAUAUGGACUAGAUGAAAUAUGCACUGCCAUGAUAAAUAUGUUGAAGCCUCAAUAUACAUAAUUGCAAAUAUUAUGGAUGUCUGGAAUAUUUGCUUAAAGGAACUGAAGUGAUGUGAAGAUUCAACCAUACGAAAACUAUCUGCAGUGAAACUGACCUAAGCAACUGGUAAUGCAGAAAAUUCCAUUGAUGAAAUAAUAUCAAGGUAUAGGUUUGCCAUAUCUAAUAUAGAAAAGCGCCGGAAGCAUUUCAGUAUUGCCCAUCCUCUUUGCCAAGCUCAGUAUAAAACAUAAACAAAUUUGCAUGAUUUAAUCUCAAAUAUUCAUAUAGGCAUAAAAGUAAAUAAUUUAAACAUUGAAAUGAUGUUUACUUUACAUUUUGGUUCUAAAAUAUUUUCAUAAAUACACUGCAGUAAAUUAUAAAAUUUGAAGAAGCAAAAGAAAAAAAAAAAAAUAUUUUCAAGGAAUAGUUUUAUUCUAUGACAGACAUGUUGAAAUUGGAAUGGGCCAAGUAUCCAAGGAAAAUCUCAAUGUCUAGCAGUUAACUCAACAGAAAAUGAUAGUCAAUACUUGCAUACAGAAAAAUUCUCAGUGGUGACUGACAUAUACGCCCAUCAGAAAAGUGCCUAAAUUGAUGGAUCAGAAAUCAGCCAGAAGAUAUAGUACUUGAAGUCUACAAAAUUGUAUUUUUAUGUAAAUACUUAAAUUCCACUGGUUUUUAAAUUAAGUCAAAUUUACGAAUAACUAUAAAAAUUAUCUUUGAGAAGUCUAGUUUAAAUUAUGUAUUCAAAACAAAUAUAAAUGUAAUGAUAUUCAACAAAGAUGCUUUAGCAAUACAUUUUAUUUCAUGUACACAAAUAUAUCACAGCUAUAACAAAACAUCAAAUGAACAUGUUAUUUCACACACAUGGG